AUGGAAUCGCUGGAUGCUUGGGUUCAUCAACAGCACUUUGAAAAAUGGAGCGAUAAAUAUUUUAAAACUCAAGAGAACCGAAUGAACAACGCACUGGUGACCCAACUGAUCACCACCACUCUUCGCCAGCAACAGCAAGCGAGAACAACAACAGCAGUCAACAAUUUGCUUCAAAAUGCGCGAAGAGCUCAAAAUAACCUUCCAGACGUUUUCACCGCUCGAGUCACAAUUCCUGCAGUUUUUCGAAGAAUUCUAGCAGAACUCAUAGACUCCUGUUUCAUCAUGCUUGCAAAGAUAAUUUUCCUGCUGAUCAUCUACUCCGAUUCCUUCGCCACGAUAUUUUCCCCUUCCCAAGAAGUGCUCGAAAACGUCAUCGCCGAUUUGACCUCAACUUUUCUCCUCCAAACGACUUUUAUCGACGAAGUUUACUACGAUGAUAUCGCACAAAUGGACUUUUCAAACGGAAUGGGCGACGAUCUGCUUACUUCUUGGCUGACGCUUCUCAACUUCAAAGUGAUGGUGAUUUUCUACGAGACGUACUGUACUUAUCAAUGGGAAGCCACUUUAGGAAAACUGAUCUGCGGCAUGAAAAUCGUCCACGUCAAGUCACACAGCCACCUUCAAUGGGAAGCAGACAACCGUCACGUGAAAAUCCUCGAGUGCCAAAAAGUCGGAUUGAAAGGCGCUUUCUGCCGCUCCUUAUUCAAGAAUCUCUCCGCUCUGCUCAUGAUCAAAAGAUGGAAAGCUCAAGAAAAAUCGCGGUCGGUGAAACCAACUCAAAGAUUAACAAUGGCGGAAACCGAAGCUGUUCCAAAAACCGAAGAAAACACCGUUGAUUUGAACCCUACUGCGGAUCAGUCCACCGAAAUCGACCUUGAAUACGACUUUGAGAACUACCCAGAAACUUUCUUCGAAAACUUCAGCAGCACAAAAGAUCAGAAAGUCUUCAACAACGGCUCGCUAGUCUGCAUUUCCAGCGAGAAACGAGUUCGAUUUCCCUGUUGCAUUUCCGCGCUUUCUAUCAGAAUUCCGAAGCUCAACCAGGAAUUUCACAAGGCGAAGAAGAGAAUGCUCGAAACUGGCUUUUUGAACACUUCUAUUGAUCUACAACUCCCCGAUUUUCGACAGGAAAAUACGUCUUCUGCCGAAACCGCGCUGCGAAUAAUCUUCCAGUACGUCUUCCACGGUCACUUUAAUGUCUCUCCGAUGGCGAUAAAAAACGUCGCCGUCCUCGCCGCCUAUCUUGAAAUCGACCCGAUCCUCGAAGCUCUGCCGACCGCGGCGGAGAAUUUGGACAUUUCAGACUUUGACAUCGAGGUUUACAAAAAGAUCGCGAGUGGGUUGGGCGAAAUGAGUGUGGUUGGACUCGAGAAGUUUACGAAUGUCUUUGGCGGGCAAAAACGAAACAAGCCAGCCCAAAAGCGCACAGCCGCGAAUACUGCCACUCUUCAAGAAGCAAAGAAAGAAAGCCCGCAGCCAAAGAAACAGCGGCCUUCCGAAGAACCCGUUCCAGAUGAAAACUCGUUUGUCAUCAGAGAUUCCAUGGCAGAAGAAGAUAAAGAGGAGGACAAAAUGGAGACGACGACAGAUGCAGGAGAGAUCCCGGGCUUGGAGGAGCCAAAAGAAGGAGAAAAAGAAGAGGAAAAGGCAGAAGAAAAGAAGGAAGAGGAAGCAGCAGCGGCGGAGGAAUAG
Molecule: messenger RNA, 1692 nt
Organism: Oikopleura dioica
Lineage: Eukaryota; Metazoa; Chordata; Appendicularia; Copelata; Oikopleuridae
Source: the annotation of a GenBank genome assembly